This is a messenger RNA of Penicillium salamii, 2457 nucleotides long. The record is from the annotation of a GenBank genome assembly. Lineage: Eukaryota; Fungi; Ascomycota; Eurotiomycetes; Eurotiales; Aspergillaceae.
AUGACUUACACAUUCGCUCUCCAUCUUAAGCCUAUCAGCUUCGAUUACUCCAAUGUCUCCGGCUUCUUUGGGCCGGGUGCCUUUUGGGCGUGGGUGAUUAGCUUGCUUACUGGCUUCUGCCCUAACGAGGGUCUGCACUUGAUGCGAGUCAUCUGGAAAGAGCCCUGGGAAUAUCCGUUAUCAUUUGACAAUGCUUCUGAGCUGCCCCCUCUGCCAGCUGAGAAGAAGCCAGGCGAAAGCACCACCGAUGUCAGCAAUAAUGAUUCCGGACAAGAUGACGUGCUGGAAAAGGAUAAAAUGGAUUGUAUUCGACAAUUCCUGAAGAAAGUCAUGCAAAACGCGUUAACCGACGACAUGCAGCGGUCUCCAGAGCUUGUGGGACAAUUUUUAGAACUGAACCUUUGGCUUUCACAGCUGCGUCUGAAUAACCAGUCGUUUUUCUUUGGGUAUAAUUUUGAUAAACACUCGGACAACUUUCUGCUGCAAGCGGAGUGUGCUGAUCACGUCAUGGACUCUCUACCCUUGUUCAUCACGGAAAGAACAACAUAUCUGGGCCUCAUGCGCUACAGCACGUCAAAGAGUCCUCGUGUUCAGUACCGGAUGGAAAGAACAUAUGAAUUACCGCGGAAUCUGAGAGCAACCUGUUCCUGGUUCGAGCUGAAUGAGACAGACUUCAUUCACUACCUCAAGGAAUUUCGCAAUCGCGUUCAAUUUUGGAUGUACCAGUAUAAAGCUUCAGAGGCAGAAAUACCACGCAAAAUGGAUGCUAAUACAUGGGCAGCGGCCUUGUAUGCCCUGGUAUCUUGCUGGGUGUGUCUCAUUGAACAUGGCAGGUGCAAAUCCAAGACAUGGAGACCAGAAGAUGAUGCCGCUUCCUGUGUGGCACAAGUUGCCUACGGAGCAUCAACUUUGGCCUUGUUAUCAUCGCAUCCCAGAAAGCCUGAAUCUUCUCGAAAAUCCAGAACUUCGCUACGGUCCUCCAUUUGGAUGGUAGUCUAUCUUCAUGCUUGGUUUGUCAUGCUGUGUCGAGGAUAUUUUGUCGAAGAUGGGCUGGGUAUAGCGAGUAUAUUAGGCACUGCCCAAUUCUCUGGACUCCUAGGACUUUUGUGUUACCGAAUGCCUUUUUUGGUGGUUUUGGAAGUGGAACCUACAAGGUCAUGGAUUGCUCGAAGGUUUACCUGGCUCAGAUUAGGACCAGCGCAAUCGGUAUCAGAGCUCCGGCAAGGGACGGUUUUCCUGUGCACUUUACUACAAGCAUUGGCGCUUCUUUCAAGCGGACGGAGAUUCCUACAGAUACCCAAAAUUCCUUGGACUCUCCACGCUGGACCGCCGAUUCCAAAAAGUUCUGCUAGCAUUCUUGAUUUGGAUCAGGCCGCUGCAUUGGCUACCGCAGUUUUUCUUCUCUUGGCAAUACCUUUACAAUUUGCGAUUAUAUCAUUUGGUCGCGUACUUUGGAGAGGAUACCGAGUCGUUGUUUCUGCUAUACCACUCGCUGUGUUACAAAAACCCUGGUCGUUGUAUAUCAUGAUGGUCUUUGUACUCCCAGUACUCCCAGUAUACGCGAUACUGCAUCCUGUGCGGGCGGUAAAAAUGGUCGUGGGAUCUAUGCAAAGUGUACUUCGACUGAUCAGAACAAGUCUUGCUCAUCUGAGGGGUUCCUCAAGACAAGAAAUUGAUGGCCAAGCUAUGGAAUUACAACGGCGCACCACGAGUCAGAUGGAGCAAGACGAUAAGCAACUCCGAUUGCCCAGGUGCUCUCCGCAACUUCGCAUACACGUCAAGAGCAUUACAAAAAUGGGCAAGGGUCCUUUGGAGCGGAAGCUCAAAUUUGAGAAGAAGAACACAGACCUCGUCAAGCUUCCCAAAUAUGCCAAGGUUGAGAAACGCCCUAUACCACAUGCGCCAGUCGCGUCUCCCUAUGCAGGCGCCUCAGUGCCCAAAGUUGUCUACGUCUCCAGUAGUACCCCGUUCAUGAGCGCUGUAAAGCGCGUACAGAAACUGCUCAUACAAGCCGAGAAGCGUGCUACUGCCAACAUAAGCCUUGAAAACACACGCAAGAGCGAACAGCAGAUCCUUGAGGAACUGUCCAAGGUGUCAGAGAAGCGAGAGGAGGUAUUCGUCAAGGCAACCGGACGCGCGAUUGAGAAGGCAUUGAAUGUUGGCAAAUGGUUCGAGGAAAAGGCCACACAGUACGUGGUGCGCAUCAAGACAGGAAGCGUACUUGUCGUGGAUGAUGUCGUUGAGGACGAAGAGAAGAAACAGAAAGAGCAACAAAAACAACAGCAGUCAGAGAAGCAGAGCCAAUCUGGUCCCAGCACCGAUCCUUCCAAGACAGAGUCACAGUCGACUGCGACGAAGAGAAAGCACCAAGAUGAUCCUGCGGAGAGUGAGGACGAAUUACCGGAGAGUCGAACACGUUGGAUCAAGAUGGUCGAGGUUGCUGUGACCCUAAAGUGA